GGACGCGGAUGAAAAGUACGCAUCAGUUGAAGGCAGGGCCCAGUUUCGAUCGACCCUUUCAAAGCAACUCGACUCUCAUGUGCUAUGUCCUCCGGCUACUCGUAUCUCGUCCUCGUCUCCUGCAUUUGCGCCUCCUGGGCCAAUCCGACGCGGAAAAUUCUUCCAGCUCUUCAAUGGAAAUGCAAGAAGCCAAUCGUCGGAAUAACGGUGUCACCGUUAGUGACAAAGGGCAGCUUGAGGAUAAUGGACAUUUACUGGGACGUUGGAGAGCUAUGGAUGGAGGGAGACUAUGUCGGGCUUUACAAGCAGCAGCCGAGGGCUGAUUCCCCGGCGGUCUUCCUCGCCAACGUGACCGGCGGCCGUGGCUGGGUGAGGACGGGCGUCCAGGAAGGAAGGAGGUUCCAAGAGGUGCCCAACUUCAACAAGACUUGCUUCGGCUUCUGGUCGGCCUACUGGAGACGGGGCCGGGGACUGCCAGUCGCUGCCAGUUGCUUGGGAUCGAAUCCGAGGUGGAUGAGAGAGAACAGAAAGUAUAUCGGCAACCUUAAAUUGACCGAAACCUUUUUCCCGGGUACUCACGACUCCGGAGCGUUUCAAGUUGCUCACAGACCUUUCGAGGAAGACAGAUAUAUGAAAUAUAUUUACGCCCAGGACGAGUCAAUCAUGGAACAGUUAAUUCACGGCGCUCGCUAUCUCGACUUCAGGGUUUCCAAGUACAAAAGCGGUUACUGGCUAAACCACGGUAUCGCAAGGGUGCGACCUUUGGAAAAUUCCUUAAUCUCCCUGAGAGAAUUCAUGAACAAGACCGAGGAAAUCGUCGUAAUCGAUUUUCACAGAUUUUCCGUCGGUUUUACAAAACAGCAAGUUCAUGAUGAAUUUAUUGACUAUUUAAGAAAGGAAUUGGGCCAAUAUACAGUCCCUCCUAUUCAUGGCUGGAGCGCCUCACUCAAUCAGAUCUGGAACUCGAAGAGCCGUUUGAUUCUUGCGUACAAUGACCAGCUGUCUGUGAGAAAACAUUCAGAUUUCCUUUGGGUUCCUGUAUCUCAAAAAUGGGGUGACGUGAGGACGUUGCAAGAUCUCACGGUUUAUUUCAGCCACAUAUUUUCUAACAACCGAAGAAAUGGCAUCAUGUGGUCGGCGAUGACUGAGCUGACGGCUGAUGCGUGGUCGAUCAUAUCGGACAAAAUGAAAGGACUGCGGAAUAUGGCAGAUUCAGUCAAUCAUGAAGUAUCACAGUGGUUUAUCAACGACUGGGGGAGAAAGUGCAAUGCUGUCGCUGUCGAUUUUAUACGAUCGACGAGUAUUGUGGAUUCUGCAAUCGCAUGGAACAAACGUAAAGCAGUGAAUUCACUCUGUGAUGAUGCUCAUUCAUAGCCAUUUAAAUUUUAAUAAAAUAACCUGAAAACUUUCAUUAAGUGUGAUCACAAAUUAUCGAUAUUAAAAUCAAAAGGAAAAAAUGUACUUAAGCAUUGAAAAUAUUGUAUAUAAAAAUGUGUAUUGAAUAAGGUUUGUAAGAUAUUGUAUAUAAGCAAUUAUAUGUAUGAAAAAUAUUAU
Messenger RNA from Cimex lectularius (bed bug), 1554 nucleotides. Its product is annotated as PI-PLC X domain-containing protein 1-like. Gene Ontology annotation, molecular function: phosphoric diester hydrolase activity. The transcript is spliced from 6 exons. The record is from RefSeq and is a predicted model, not a curated record. Gene Ontology annotation, biological process: lipid metabolic process. Bases 85 to 1374 code for a protein of 429 amino acids. NCBI's taxonomy places the organism in Eukaryota, Metazoa, Arthropoda, Insecta, Hemiptera, Cimicidae.